Molecule: messenger RNA, 2721 nt
Organism: Mustela erminea (ermine)
Lineage: Eukaryota; Metazoa; Chordata; Mammalia; Carnivora; Mustelidae
Product: collagen alpha-1(I) chain-like
Source: RefSeq, a predicted model, not a curated record
GGGACUGGGGGGAACUUGGAUGAGGAGAUGGGGGAGGGGGGACCUGAGCGGAGUCCUCGCUCGCCGCUGUUGUGUCUCCUACAACGCUUGGGUUUACACGGGGUCGCACAGCCCGACUCGCUCACCCACGCCGCGGGUGGGAGUGUCCGGGCCCCCUCGAAGGUCAUCUUCCAAAACCCAACACAGCCUGCAAAGCACCUCCGGCGGAGGAAUCCCACGCCGGGAAGGGAGCUCCGAGAAAAUAAACGGAAAGUCGGCGUGCGACACCCCUCCUCCCUCCGCCGCACGACUCCCGCCGCCGCGCCCACGCCCGCCCACGCCGCCGUGUUCCAGAACACCAACGUCAUGCGUGACGUAACGCGAGCCCCUCUCUCCGGCUGCCCCGCCCCUUCCGGCGCUUACCCGGAAGUGAUCUUCCAAGGCGGAAGUAAGCGGGCGCUUGGAGAGCUGGCGGCGGCUGGCCUCGGCUCAGUGGGUCCGGAGUUUGCGGGGAAGUCGGGACCGCGAUCCCGCGCGGCCCCCGGACUGCCUGAAAGCGCCCCCGCACGGCGGGGAUGGGGGCCGGCCGGCCUUCCAGGGCAGCCCCGGAGGAGCGGGCCCUUCCCGCCCUCGUCCUCCGGCUUCUGCCCCCCUCUCAGCUCCCGCAGUCCGAGCCGGGGCCGCCCCGUCUUGUCCGGCCUUCGCGCUGAGAACGGUCUUUACACUUGCAGCGGCCUCCAGCCUGGGCAGGAAUGUGCCCCCGGUGUGUGCUCCGGUUUGGGCCUGACGCCAGGAAGCCGGGGAGCUGGGGACGAGUCUCCGGUUUGGAUAGGAACCCGCCCUGGCGGAGCCUCCCAGUACGUGGUGCAAGCCUUGGCCUUUUUUGUUUGGGCUCCUGCUGAGGGUUUUGCAGCGGAUCGCCCGGACGGCGUUACCCCAGGGGCUCUGCCUGGGCCCCCAGCCGCGCUGGAGCGCUGGGUGGGCCCGAGCACGUUCAUAAAACAGUGCUACACGUUCCCCGGGCAAGACAGGCCCGGAUGCUGGUGUCAGGCAGCCACUGUCACGCCAAAGGCUGUGCCUCCGCCCGCCUUCCACCACGUCCCUGGGGCCGAGGGCUGUCUCGGUCGCGACACCGGUGAUGGGGCAAAGUGGCUCAUCUUCCUUAUCUCAAAGUAAGCAUCCCCCUGAAAAGAGGUAGCUCUGCCAGCCAGGCCUGCUGGGGCUGGUAGAAAAGGGGGGCGGUGAACCUGCAGACAGGAGUCUCCGUGAGCCAGUAACAGCGGGCCUCACCUGCGCCCUGCUGCGUAUCAUGGGACACCCCUCCAGACCUUCACAAGACAGGGACACCUAUAACGUCGCACGUUCAUGUCUGUUUCGGAAAGCACAGAUCCCUUUGGUUGGUGUUCAGGAGCUGCCUGAGGGCACUCUCACCUGGGGGCGGAGAACUUGAGGCCCCAGGCCCGCUGCCCAGGGGACCCUGGCCUUGCUCCCUGGCCACAGGGCUGCUGGAAGCAACCAAGUCCGCCGAAGUGGCCUCUUGGACACCGACUCGAGCUGUCCUGCUGCCGCAGCCACCCGCCAGACCGGGCCUCCCCGGAGUCAUGUCUUACGUUUCUUGGACGCGACACCAAAGGGAGCUCCAGUUACCCCUGACUGUCGUUCACAAGCUUUCCAAGAUUACGUGAGAGCAAUCUUCUUUUUUUCACGAGCUCUGUUUAACAAGGUAAAUAAACGGCUUCUUUGCCGAUUUUGCUGUCCUAGUAUUUGGCUCUGCCAGUCAUGGCAGGGGCAGAAACAAGUGGACACGUUCCCGUGGGGCUGUCAGGGCCACGGUCCCCGGGCCUGUCAUAAGCCUGCCAUGGCGAGCGGACACCCCUGCCCCGCCAGCCCGGGCCCUCAGCACUGACCGCAUGUACUCAGGCUUCACCACCUCCAGACGAGGCGGUGGCCCAGGGAGGGUUAGGGGGUCUGACUCUCUUCCCCGGGCAGUCUGAAGCAGAGCCGGUGUCACCUCGGGCCUCACUGUGCCUGUGCGCGGGCUGGCCGUCUGCCCCAGGCUGUCUUGCUCUCUGAGAGUCUGGUCUCAGCAGCAGCCGAGUGGGCCCGUGUCCUCACAUGGCGCCGACAGCAGCUGGGGUGGCCCUGGUUGCCAGCAUGCCCCAAGGUUCAUGAGCCAGUGACAGACACCCCAGCUCUAGCCUCUACCAGGGGAGAACCCACAGCUCAGAGUGGUGUCAGGGAUGGCACUAGACUGCGGGUCCCUGUCUGGUGGGAACCUUUCCUCCCCCUCCUCCCUGAGCCCUCUUUGGCGCCCCACCCAGAAGGGAUCAGGGCACCGCAACACACACCAUUUCUUUACUCCUGCAGAGCAGAGGCCCAGCCCACAGUGCCCAUCCACCCGUGAGUCGGAAGCCCGGCUGUUUCUAGGCCACAGGGAGCACGUUGGGUCUCACCAGCAGCCCAGUUAGCGGAGCUAAUUUCAGCACAGAGUCUGGUCUCUCUGGAGCCGCUCUGGGUGUCUGCAAGGUGGCAGUCUGCUGGAGGACAAGCUGUCCCUGCUUCCCCUGUCCAGCAUCCCAAGAAGCCGAGAAUCCUGGCUCGUCGCAGAGAGCAGGCAUGCACCAGCGGGCCCACCACACAGAGUGGGGGACUCAGCACGAGGACCACGUCUGAACCUGGAGCCUGGAGAGUCCACACAGUAGCAGACAUGGCUGCCGCCCAGAGGCUGGAAAGAGCACAGAG